AUGGAUGAGCUAGAGCAAACAGAAAUAAGAGAAGAUGUGAACCAGCUCAAGGGGCAAAUGACCAAGAUCUUGGAGAUUUUACAAGCACUCGGAAAUAGAAAUGAUGGGAAUCCUUUGGUAGAUGAGGAGGUGCCCCAAAACACUCUUGUUCACCCAACGGACGUCGUUCCACACCUUUUCACCAAUUAUCAAGAAGGGAAGGCACAACAAUUUCCACCUUAUGGUCUUCCUCCAGGUUAUACCCCACCCAUAGACACUCAUCUCCCUAACAACAAUACACUGGUCGUGGCUACAAAUCCACAACAUGGUACUGGCGAGUUCCCUCAAGUGCAACCUUCACCCCUUACUUCGGGCUUUCCUGGCUCUUCAUCGCAAGGAAAAUCUACUGAAGCUAAGCCGGUGAUGUUAAACAUACACCAUGAACCUCGACCGCUCGAGAGCAAUCAAUCCCAAGAAAAAUGGCAAGCCUUGGAAGAACGCUUGAGAGUUGUCGAAAGGGGAAACAAUUAUGGAUUUGAUGUUUCAUACCUAUGCCUCGUUUCUGAUGUUAUAAUACCUCCGAAAUUCAAAUUUCCUGAAUUCGACAAAUACAAGGGAACUACAUGCCCCAAGAACCAUCUUAUUAUGUAUUGUCGAAAAAUGGGUUUUUGCGCCCAUGACGAAAAACUGCUAAUCCACUUCUUUCAAGACAGUUUGACAGGAGCUUCCCUGAGUUGGUAUAUGCACCUUGAGCGAGCUCAUAUAAGCUCUUGGAAAGAUCUGGUGGAUGCCUUUUUGAAACAAUACAAAUACAAUCUCGACAUGGCUCCUGAUAGAAUCCAGCUGCAAAAUAUGACAAAACGAGGCAAUGAAACAUUCAAGGAAUAUGCCCAACGAUGGAGAGAACUAGCUUCCCAGGUUGAACCCCGCUAUCUGAAAAAGAAAUGGUGA
Molecule: messenger RNA, 930 nt
Organism: Cicer arietinum (chickpea)
Lineage: Eukaryota; Viridiplantae; Streptophyta; Magnoliopsida; Fabales; Fabaceae
Source: RefSeq, a predicted model, not a curated record